AUGGUAUACUGGCACUAUACGAUCUCAGCAGCAAGAGAAGCUCGAAGUUCUGUAUAUUUGCUCUGUUCUCUGCUAUGUAGUUAUGAUGAUGGGGAAGUUGAGUGGAUUGAUAGUACAAAGGAGCAGUAUGAAAUCGUGGAGUCUGAAGCGAAGGGUUCGGAUGUUGCAAACAAGAAAAUGGAACAAGAACCGGAGCCCGAACCGGAAACAGAACCCGAAUUAAAAAUGGAGAUAGAAACGGAAAACAAAGCAGAAUCAAAGCAGGAGAUCCCCACACAGCAUUCUCCAGAGCAGCCUCAUUCAGCGCCAGAGCAACCUAUUAUAAAGAACAGUCCAAAGCCUGUGAAAUCAAGCCGGAAAAGCCAGACCAGCAAGUCGACUGACUCGGACGAUGCCUACCAACCCAAUUCAAACGACGACAAGGAUGACGACGACGACGACGAAGAUGAUGACAUUCCCAUUGCGAAACUCCGUCGAUUCAUCGUGAGUGAUUCCGAUUCCGAUUCGGACUCGGAUGCACCGAUUCUUUCAAAGAAAACGCCUUCGAAACCAGCCAUCACCCCUUCUGUUCCUCGUACACCCACAAAACGACCCGCUCCUUCAAUUUCUGCUUAUUCCUCUUCGCCGGUUUCCACGCCAUCCAAACUUCCAAGACCUUCUUCAACUCCAAAAUCCACACCAAAGCGUCAACGCACUUCGGAAGCGGGGUUAGAUGACGAGAAACUAUCGGAGAAGAAGGGAGCUGUGAUUCUAAACGCAGGCGAACAUGCGCACGACAACACUGAAUGGAUGAUUCACCCACGCGACAAGUAUAAGCAUUCUCCUUCCGAUCCGAAAUACGACCCCACGUCGCUUUUUGUUCCUUCCGACUAUCUGAGGGGUUGUACAAACGGGAUGAAGCAAUGGUGGGCCGUGAAGCAGCAAGCGUUCGAUUGUGUCCUUCUUAUGAAGGUGGGAAAGUUCUAUGAAACCUAUCACAUGGACGCCGAUAUCGUAGUGAAAGUCUGCGAUCUGGUGUAUAUGAAAGGAGAAACUGCGCAUGCUGGUUUCCCUGAAGCGGCCUACAGCAAAUUCAGUAAUCAACUCGUCAAUGCGAAUUAUCGUGUGGCGCGCGUGGAGCAAACGGAAACUCCGCAGCAGAUGAAGGAGAGAAACGCAGUCUCCGAGAAAAAAGCACUAGUCCGAAGAGAAGUGUGCAGCAUCAUCACGCCCGGCGUAGCAGGCCAUGGAACGGUCGACAAGAUCUACAACCAGAAGGAUCAUCGCAUCCUUUGCUCCAUUGUGGAAGAGCGAAAAGAUGAAAGUCCAGAAGAAGAAGAUUUGGGAAAGGACGAAGAAAAGGGAAAGAAAAUGGUUCAAGGAGGAAAGAAUGCGGCUGUCGUGAUUGGGUUGUGCAUUGUCGAUACAGUGUUUGGCGAUUUCUAUCUCGGCCAGUUUAUCGACGACGACCAGCGAACCGCCCUUCGGACGCAGCUUUUGCGCUUCCUUCCCACCGAGUUCAUUCUUCACAAGAACGCGCUUCAUUCCCGAACGAUCCAGCUCCUCCGCCGAGAAUGCCCGUCUGCAAUGCUGUCGUUCGUGGAUCCUCAGUCGUCAUUCGAGCCGCAGCAUCUGCUCCGACUCGUGAAACAAAACAAUCUGUUUGACACAGACGACGAUUCGAUGCCAAAGGGAGAAUGGCCCGAUCUGUUAGAGAUGAUCGUAAAGGACCGCGAGCAUCCAGAGCCAGCCUUCUCUCAAGUUUUAUCAGCGUUGUAUUUGAGCUCUGCUUAUUUGCAUCGAUGCUGUGUUGCCAGAUUGCUCAUGAGCCAACAUAAAUUCUAUCUGAUUGACAAUAUCGAUCGAGAGCGAGACCAGCUUGUUCCCUUCAUUUCGAAUCAAUUGGAAGAAGUGCCAACCCAAUCGAACAUGAUUCUCGAUGCGAUAACGCUGAGGAAUCUUGACAUUCUUCCAGACCCAUCGAAUCCAUCCACGAAUUCGCUGUUCCAGUAUAUCGAUCAUACAGUGACUCCCUUCGGAAAACGUCUUUUGAAAGAAUGGUUGUGCAAGCCACUUUAUCAAAUUGACGCCAUAAACAAACGAUUGGAUGCUGUGGAGGAAUUGAUUUCGAAGACCCAUAUCAGUCAACUCAUCACGACGUCGUUUAAAGGAAUAGUCGAUGUAGAUAGACUGCUCAGCCGUCUUCAUGAUUAUUGCCAGAGCGUAAUUCUCAAAGCGCAUCCGGAUAAUCGUGCGCAGUACUACGAGGACAAAAAAUACAACACGCGGAAGAUCAAAGAUUUUGUGCAAUUGAUCGAGGUAAUGAAGCAGAUCCUCAAAACCUUCAAAUCGGUGUCUGAGUCCUUCUCCUCCGAGAUUUUGCGGAGUUUGUUUACGAUUUCUUCUUUGGAUUCAUCCUCUUCUGCGACGAACAAACUUGAAUUCCCAGAUAUGACCAGUGUGCUCGACUUUUUUGAUCAUUCCUUCAAUCACGAGGUCGCUAUCGAGCAGGGAAUUAUCAUGCCGAAGCCUGGAAUGGAUCCAGAGCUGGACAAGAUUUCUAUGGAUCUUCAAAGCACGCAGCGAAACUUGGAGAACUAUCUCGAGGAGAUUCGAAACCGGUUUCAUUGCCAAAAGAUCGAGUAUUUCGGAAGUAACAAGGACCGCUUCCAACUUCAGUUCCCAGAAUCGGUCUGUCAAAGUCUCGGAGCCAUGCCGAAGGAGUUUCUGCUGAAAUCGCGGAAGAAGGGUUUCAAACGUUUCUGGACUCCCUACAUCCAGGAGCAGUUCGCUCGACUGCAAGUUCUCGAAGAUAAAAAGCAAACUGCUCUCAAGAAUUGCACGGCCACGGUGUUUACCAAAUUCUAUCAACACUACGAUCAUUGGAAACAGAUGGUGAAUUGCGUGGCCACGCUGGACGUUCUUCAAUCCCUAGCCGUUGCGUCGUCUGUGGGGGACAAUCGAGGAGACUGCGCGCGUCCUCUUUUCGUUGAACGCGGCCGAGGGGCGAGCGCUGUUCUCGAGCUUCAGAACUCGCGUCAUCCCUGCGUAAUCAACACGUUUAGCCACGGCGACUUCAUUGCGAACGACAUCUCGCUCGGAGGAAGCGCAGCGAGCUGCAAGAUCAUUACAGGUCCGAAUAUGGGCGGAAAGAGCACUCUGCUGCGCCAAGUUGCGGUGAGCAUUAUUCUUGCUCAGAUUGGCUGCUUUGUUCCUGCUUCCUACAUGCGUUUGAGUCCAGUGGAUCGGAUUUUCACUCGCAUUGGUGCGCAAGACCGGAUUUUAUCGAACCAGUCCACGUUCUAUGUAGAACUCAUCGAGACUUCGCUGAUUUUAUCAAACUGCACAGAAGACAGUUUUCUAAUCAUCGAUGAGCUGGGACGUGGAACCAGCACUUAUGAUGGAUCUGCGAUUGUUUAUGCAGUCCUGAAGUACUUGUCGCACAUUAAGAAGUGCCGUCUCCUCUUUUCUACGCAUUAUAACUUUAUUAUCACCUCCUUUGUAAACGAUCCUUCGAUUAGUACUGGAUAUAUGUCCUAUCUUUUGGAACAAGUGAACGGUCAGGAUCGAGUGACCUUUUUAUACAAACUGGUUGAGGGAGUCUGUCCGGAGAGUUUUGGAUUGAAUGUAGCCAGACUCUCAAUGAUUCCAGAAUCUGUGUUAAGUCGGGCAAAGGAAGUUGCGGACAUGUUUAACAUUAACUUGAAUUUGGAUUCGGUCACUGUGAAGUACUUUAUGAUGAAGCAUUUGCAAACGAAGCUGAAGGAUGAGAAUAUAAGAGAGGAGGAUCUUCAUGAUUUUCUAACUUUUGUGAGUUAA
This is a messenger RNA of Blastocystis hominis, 3798 nucleotides long. RefSeq lists its product as hypothetical. Gene Ontology annotation, cellular component: MutSalpha complex; nucleus. NCBI's taxonomy places the organism in Eukaryota, Bigyra, Opalinata, Blastocystidae. The transcript has 9 exons. The coding region runs from base 1 to 3798 and encodes 1265 amino acids. The record is from RefSeq and is a predicted model, not a curated record. Gene Ontology annotation, molecular function: ATP binding; ATP-dependent DNA damage sensor activity; mismatched DNA binding. Gene Ontology annotation, biological process: mismatch repair.